AUGCAGAACAGCAGCAGCAGCAGCAACAACAACCAGGAAGAAAGCCCCCCGCUGCUGCCGGUGGCGCCUAUAAGCAAACGCCGUGUUGCUGCGGGGGCCCCCAGGGGCCUCCAGUUUGUUCCGCUGCCACCAAAGGCUGAGCUGCAGCAGCUGCAGCAGCAGCAGCAGCAGCAACUACAGCAACCGCUGCAGCAUCAGCAAGAGCAGCACGAGCAGCAGCUCCAACAGCAGCAACAGAAGCAGCAGCAGCAGCAGCGAGAAAGACAACGAGGACUGGAAGCCUAUGGAUUCUUAGCUAAGAGAAGCCUGCAGGAUGGGGACCAGCAGCAGCAGCAGCAGCAGCAGCAACGGCAGCAGAAGCACCGUCACAUUUUGGGUAAUUUUUCUGGGGUGCCUUUCAGCCAAGAGCAGCAGCAUCAGCAGCAGCAUCAGCCGGAGCAGCAGCAGCAAGAGCAGCAGCAGCAGCAGCAGCAGCAGCAGCUGCAUGCAGAUAUUAUCGAAGCUGCUGCUCCUUGCUACCAAAACCUUCUGAUGGGGCCCCAGGGGCCCCGUCCCUUCGCUCCUAGCGUUGAUCUCCUUGCAGAGCAGCUGGCGCUGCUGCAGCUGAGGGCAGACCUCUCUGCUGCUGCUGCUGCUGCUGCUGCUGCUGGAGGUGCUGCUGCAGGUGCUGGUGCUGCAGGUGCUGGCUCUCAAAGCAGCAGCAGCAGCAGCAGCAGCGGACUGCCUAUGGGAGAGAAGUCGUCAGUUUGCUGCAAGACAAAAGGAGAACAAGGAGGAGGCAGCAGCAAUGCUGGGCUUACAGGGUGUAAGCAGCAGCUGCAGCAGCAGCAGCCGGUAAAGCCAGAGCCUCAUGCUGCUGCUGCUGCUGUUGCUGCUGCUGCUUCUGAGGCUACCGAUGCAGCAGAUGCUGCAGGUGCUGCUGAUGCUUCUGCAGCAAAUGCAGAGGAAACAGAUGCCGCAGCAGCAGCAGCAAUGCUUAGCGAUGCAGCAGAAGCAGAUUUACCGGGGAUAGGUGUAGCAGCAGCAGCACCAUUUGCUGCUGCACCAGCAGCAGCAGCACCUCCUGCAAGGACAGCAGCAGCAGCAGCAGAAAGUCUGUCUCGCUUUGCCUUUGGAGCAGCAAAUUAUGAAGUGCCACCGGGAGAAGCCGCAGCUGCUGCUGUUGCUGCUGCUUCUGCUGCUGCUGAUGUUGCUGCUGCUACAGGGCCGGACAGCAAUUGCUGCAGCAGCAGCAGCACCAGCAGCAGCCGCAGUGUGUCAAGUAGUCAGAGUAGUACUUGCAGCAGCAGCAGGGCGAGCAGCAGCAGCAGCAUUCCCCUUGUGGACGUGCGACCCCUCAGCAGCAGCAGCAGCAACAGCAGCAGCAGCAGCAGCAAGGGUGUGCCUUUGGCGCUGCCUCCUUUAGCUGCUGAUCGGGUGCAGCAAGUUGUCUCUGUUUGCGGUGUCUCUAUUCCUUUUCAUUACUCGCGGCUGCUGCAGCCGCAGCAGCAAAUCAUGGAGCGCCUUGUUAAAGCCUGCAUGCAGCAGAAGCACCUCAUAUUGGAUGGGGUGGAUUGCCGUGCUGCAGCACGACUUGUAGAGAAGCUGCGGAGGAAGCAGCAUGCAGAGUUGCGUUUUGCUGUUGCUGCUGCUGCUGCCGCUGCUGCAGAAGAGGAUUCGAAGCAGCAGCAGCAGCAGCAGCACAACGCAGCUCCGCCUGCAUGGCUGCAGAAGCUAGGGAGGAGGGCAGUGGGCUUAACAGAGAAGCAGCAACAGCAGCAGCAGCAAAUUGUAAAUGCUGUUGCUGCAAAGCAGCAAGAGCUGCUGGAGGUUGCUUGUAGCUCUCCGCUGCCUCCUUCGGUUGCUGCUUCUUCUGCUCCAGCAGCAGCAGCAGCAACAGCAGCAGCAGCAGCAACAACAAAGACAGAAGCAACAGCUUCUCAAGGAGACGGAGCCGAUAUUCGCGUACUGUUAGGGGGAAGACCAGCAUCUCCAUCAUCAUCAUCACAAGAAGCAGCAGCAGCAGCAGCAGCACCAGCAGCAGCAGCAGCAGCAGCAGGUGGAUGCUGGCUGUGCCCUCACUAUGUGCGUCUCUCUGACCCGAUGUACGCCGCUCAACUCGCAGCCACAGCCUUCGCUCCAGUUGUUGCUGCAGCACCCCCCGAAACCCCAGCAGCAGCAGCAGCAGCAGCAGCAGCAGGAAAGGCGGAGAUCAAGGGAGAAGACGGCGCUGGUGGCUGCUACAGCAGCAACUGCAGCAGCAGCAGCAGCAGGUGCCAAAGUGUGCUCGACAUUGAGGCCCUUUCCGCUGUUACUGCAACCUGCAGCACCCGCAGCAUCAGCAGCAGCAUCAGCAGCAGCAGCAGCAGCAGCAGCAGCAGCAUUGAGGAGGUGGGUGGCUGCGCUUACUACAGCAGCCAGGCCUUAGCUCAGGGUGCUGAUGUAGUUGUCUGCCCCUACGCAUUUGUCUUCGAUCCCGGAGUUGCUAGAAGAACUAAGCUUGCUUCUAUUCUACCAGGAAGCGUGGUGAUAGUUGAUGAGGGGCAUAACAUAGAAGACGUCUCGAGGGAGAUCGGCAGCAUUGAUAUAACAGCGCAGCAGCUGCUGCAGCUGCUGCGGUGGAUGCAGUCUCUGGAGAGGCUGCAGCUGUCUCCUGCAGCAGCAGCAGCAGCAGCAAGAAGGGACACGAGGGCCCAGCAGCUGCUGCAGCGCCUUGCUCUCCAUGCAGGUCGGCUUGCAGCACCAAUCGAAAAGAUAAUAGCAACAGCUGCUGCUGCUGCAGCAAGUCAAGAGCUGUUGCAGCGAGCAUUGCAGCAGCAGCAGCAGCACUUCAUUAGGGAGGAGCUGCAACGCAGCACUCGCAUGCGCAACAACAGCAGCAGCAGGCGGGGCCCUGGAUCAUCAUCAUCUGCAGCAGCAGCAGCAGCAGCAGCAGAAGAGGAAGAACCUAAGAUUUCUUUAGAGUUGCUUUGUUGGGGCGGUGGCAGCGUAGAGGGUGCUGCUGGGUUUGCUGCUGCAGCAGGGCUUACAGCAGAAGCAGCAGCAGCACUAAACGAAAGCGUCGAGAUUCUGUCUCUCUGCAGCACGGAGGCAUUUGAACUUCUGGGGGGACACCCAGCAGCAGCAGCAGCAGCAGCAGCAGGCGACGGGAUGCAGCAGCUAGAACAGCUUAUGUUUUGUCUCUCGCUGCUGUCAAGGCAUCCCACAGCUUAUGCUGCAACCAUUCGCUUGGCUGCUGAUAGACAUUUCCUUGCUGCAGCAGCCACAAAGCAACAGCAGCAGCAGCAGCAGCAGCAGCAGCUGCAGCAAGAAGAUGCUCUCUCUAGGGUGUCUGUACACCUCUGGCUGCUGCUCCCUGCUGUUGUUUUCUCAAGAGUAGCAGAGAAAGCUCGCACCCUCGUUCUUGCUUCUGGCACUCUAGCGCCCUUCGACGCCUACGCGUCGGAGUUGGGUACAGCAUUUAUGAAGCGAUUGUUAGGGCCCCCUCUUGAAGCGCAGCACGUAAUAUUGCGGGAGCAGCUGCGAGUAAUUGCUGUUGCUGCUUUACCAGAUGCAACAGCAGCAGAGCCUCUAGCAUCUGCUGGAUCGACAGCAGCAGAAGCAGCAGAGCGUCUGCAGCUGCUGCAGCAGCAGCAGCAGCAUCGCCACACUACCCGCGAGCAGGAGCUACGCUGCUUAGCAGCAAAUCUCAACAACCCUUUGUUUAUGUCUAACUUAGGAAGAGCAGCAGCAUAUCUGCUGCAGUGUGUGCCUGGAGGAGUGCUGCUCUUCUUCCCGAGCUACGGUUUGCUGCAGCUUGCGCAGCGCGUAUGGAAACGUGAACCCAUGUGGCAGCAGCAGCAGCAGCAGCAGCAGCAGCAGCAGCAGCAGCAGGGGAGGAGGAAGCUGGGUAUGCUGCAGCAGGGAAAGACAACCAUAUGGAAUGUGCUGCUGCAGCUGAAGAAGCGGGUGUUAGUAGAGACACCGUCAGGAGCAGCAGGAGCAGCAGCAGGAGCAGCAGGAAGCGAAGGAGCAGAGGUACAGCAGCAGUUUGUUGCUGCAGUGCAGCAGCAAGGACAUGCGCUGCUGCUCGCUGUUUAUAGAGGCAAACUCAGCGAGGGUUUGUCGUUUAAUGAUAGCUUUUGUCGAGGCGUCUUCUGUGUGGGGCUGCCAUACCCAGCAUUAGGAGACCCUAAAGUAAUUAAGAAGAGACAGUUUAAUGAUGCAUGCAACGCUCGCUACCUCCAGCAGCAGCAGCAGCAGCAGCAACAGCAGCAGAAGGGGAAGCAGCAGCAGCACGAGAAGCAGCAGCAGCAAAAACUGCUGCAGCAAACACAAAUGGUUAACGGAUCCAGGUGGUAUGCAAUGCAGGCCUAUAGGGCACUCAAUCAAGCAGCAGGAAGAUGCAUCAGACACCUGGGUGACUAUGGCGUCGUUGUGCUGCUGGAGAGCAGACACAAACCUUCUUGCGGAGACUUAUGCCGCUGGCUGCUGCCGCAUUUAUCAUUUGAAAGCUCUCUAUGGCCGGUGCUGCUGCAGCUGCAUCACCACUUCCAGCUAGCUCCUGCUGCUGCUGCUGCUGCUGUUGCUGCUGCUGCUAAUGCUGGUGCUGCUGCUGGUGAUGCGGCUGGUAGUGGUGGGGGUGGUGGUGGUGGUGCUGCUGCUGCUGCUGCAGCAGCAGACAGAAAGGCCUUAACACACAUCUCUGCUGCUGAUGCUCACGCUCCUGCUGCUGCUGCUGCUGCUGCUGGCAGCGCGGCUUCCACUGGUGAGCCCCAAAUGAAACAGCAGCAGCAGCAGCAACAGAAGCACUAUACUGUCAGACAGCAGCAGCCGCAGCAGCUGCAGCAGCAACAGCAGCACUUCCCGCAGCCACACCACCUGGUCAAGCAGGAACAGCUGCAGCAGCAGGCGACACAGCAGCCGCUACAGCAGCAGCAGCAACAGCAGCAGCAACUGCAGCAGCAGCAGCAACUGCAGCAGCAGCAACCACUCUGGUCCUCUCAACCGCCGUUGCAGCAGCUGCCACAACCGCAUUUUGCCUCAGCAGCAGAUAUCUUGAAGGAGCAGCAGCAGCAGCAGCAGCAGCACCGCUCCUCAGCACCAAGCCUGCUGCUGUCAGCAGCAGCAACUCAACCGCAGGUGCCUCCAGCAGCAACACAGCAGCAGGUCUCGACUGUCUCCAUCAAAGCACCACCAGCAGAAGCAGCAGCAGCAGCAGCAGCAGCAACAGCAGCAGCAACAGCAGCAGCAGCAGAAGCAGCAGCAAAAGAAGAGUGGUUGUCUAAGGAGGAAACAGAUGAUUUGCUGGCGGCAUUUGACUGA
Molecule: messenger RNA, 5283 nt
Organism: Eimeria acervulina
Lineage: Eukaryota; Apicomplexa; Conoidasida; Eucoccidiorida; Eimeriidae
Exons: 5
Coding region: 1-5283 (1760 amino acids)
Biological process (GO): nucleotide-excision repair; double-strand break repair involved in meiotic recombination
Cellular component (GO): nucleus
Molecular function (GO): DNA binding; hydrolase activity, acting on acid anhydrides, in phosphorus-containing anhydrides; DNA helicase activity
Source: RefSeq, a predicted model, not a curated record